Thlaspi arvense is the source of this 1860-nucleotide messenger RNA. Lineage: Eukaryota; Viridiplantae; Streptophyta; Magnoliopsida; Brassicales; Brassicaceae. The record is from the annotation of a GenBank genome assembly.
AUGGCGGAAUCUUCAAAUCUCUGGUUGAAAGCCAGGGAUAUUCUCGCGACUCCACGCCACGAAAGAUUAACGAUCAUCGUCGAUCAACUCUAUACGCCUAAAGAAUCCGUCGAAUACAAAUCAGCGCUUGCUCUGUGCGAUUUCUGCGUCGCUAAUUUUCCGAAUUGCUUAACUCAAAUGCUUCUCAAAGCGUAUCGAUACUCUUCCGAUGAAGUCACCAGUUUCCGAUCGCUCCUCCUCCUUUCCGAAACUCUCACCGAAAUAAGAAGUACUCGAGGCUUCGUACUCUCUAUCGUCGCUCUAAAUGACAUCAAGCAGCUUCUGAUUUCUUGCCUGACGAUUCGAGAAGCCAAUAAAUUUGUGACGAGGACCCUGAGAAUCAUCGUUUCUUAUGUAGCUUUCAAUGUUGUGAUGCUUGAUAGUGACGGAUGGGACGAGCUCGGCGAUUGUAUGUUCACGCUCGCCAACACCGAUCCAUUUAGGGCUUUCAGCGUCUUCAUCGAUCUGCCUCCACUCUACGGAGGAUUCACCAACAGGUUUCUUCACAAACUCCGAGAGGAAGUCUACAAAGUGUUGCUUCAUCCUCAGCGAAAUCAAAGCGAAGAGUGGACUUUUGCUUUAGAAACUGCUAUCAAAUUAGCGUUUCAGCUUUUGGAUUCGGGAUUGAGAAUCGACUUGACGAGGGAGAUUCUUGACACCGUUCUGAAUUCAGCUCGUGUGCUUGUGGGUAUGGGAAUGGAGGAGUUUCUUCAAAACGCGCUUGAAAGUCUCGUCAAGUUCUUGGAGAGAGACGCGAAGUCGUGUAAAUGGAGCACAAAACAAUGUGGCUUUGUUGCAGAGUUUGCGUUCAAGAUCGCUAGAAUCGGAACAAAGACGAAAGAAACCGCGAAGAAGAUCUAUCAAAUGGUCACAAUACAAGACAAGUACGUCGAGAAUACAUCUUUCAAACUCAGACUAUCUCGCUUUGAGAAGAAUCAAGAUCGUGAUCUAGGAGAUGACCGUGACUUGUACCACAGCUUCACGAAGUUAUCUCCGUUUGAUAUCUUGGCUGCGUUUGCAGUGGCUGAAUACGAUGAUAGCACCAGAGAGGUUGCAAUCAGAAGACUCCAUGAUGUGCUUUGUGACCACACUUCAGGCAAGUGGUACUUAGACAUUUCAGAGAUCGAAAAGCUUAAUCCUUUGCUUGUACGUUGCCUUAGGGGAAAAAGAAUUCCUGAGAAGACGUUCAUGGUUCUUGGUCAAGUUGUGUUCCACGUUGCGUUGGAGACAUUCAGCUACACAGACGACCCGUGGUUCGAUCUUUGGGACUACAUUGCAUCACAAAGCAAAGCAGAGUUCAGCAAAGCGGUUUACAUCUUCCAGUGCUUAACAAUGCGGUUCGAUGAUAAAGAAGACGUUGUGAUCCAUGCUAUGAAUAGUCUCCUCCCAGAGAUUUACAAAAGGCUAAACCCACCAAGAGAGCUUUUGGUAGACAACAGUAUCUGGGUCUUGGCGUUUACAGGUGCGUUCUGUGCAGCGAUUCGAUUGAUAAACAUCGCGAGUCACGCAGGGUUUGUUAGGGAGAUUGCGGAAAAGAUGGUGGAUUCGGUGAGAGAGCUUGUGGAGAGAGGUAUGGAGGUUGGGCUUGUGAUGAGAGCUUUCAGAGAUGUUGAAGGCACUGUGGAGAAACAAUGGGACUGGUACAAGACUUGUGAGUACAGAUUCGUCAAGGGCUUGUUAUGGAAGCUCUAUGGGAUCAAUGGCAUGAAGAUGGAGAGUAAGAUGGUGUUGUGGAGGAUCAAUGGGAAUCUCGACAGGAGUGUUAAGGAAGUUUUCAAAAGGCUCUCUGAGACUGAGCUUGAUUGGCUGAACCAACCUUAG